CCAUUUACCUGUCAGCGAAUGCCCAGAUUUUCAUGCUACAAUAACGGCCAAUGCAUGGCCCGUUGAAAGGGCGUGUGGAAGCUUCGCGUUUGGGAUCGGGAACGAAGAAACUAAGGGAAAAAAAGGGAGAGAGCAGGAGACAAACACAAAAGAAGGAGAGGAGAUCAAGAGAAUAUUGCGCUACGUACGUACUGGUUUACCCAGUUUCUUAAAAUUCCCUUUUCUUCUCCCAUUCUCUUUGAUCUACUCGGCACCCUUUGUCUUGGACAUUGAACGAUAUAUGUUUUGACAGCAGCUGCUGGGCAUGAAAGUUUUCCAUUGUCGCUCCAAAUCGUUGGAUUAAUCUUAACGAAAGUGUUUUUUCUCAGAUCGUUCCUCAAUAAUUGUAAAAAGGGAAAAAAAAAAAAAAAAAAAAAAAGAAGAAGAAGAGAAAAACAAAACCAUUGUGCAUUAAAUAUUCCAUAUGGGUCAAAGCAAGAUCAGAAGAGCUCUCGGAGCUGUGAAGGACAAGACCAGCAUUGGGCUUGCAAAAGUUGCAAGCAGCACUUCGCUGGCGGACCUCGAGGUGGCAAUUGUGAAGGCAACCGGACAUGAUGAAGUCCCAGGAGAGGAGAGGCAUAUUCGUGAGAUACUCAGCUUAACAUGCUACUCGCGCGCGCACAUAAGUGCUUGCGUCAACACCCUCUCCAAGCGCCUGGACAAGACCAGGAAUUGGAUCGUCGCACUAAAGACGCUUGUGUUGGUUCAGCGCCUGCUAUCGGAGGGUGACCCUGCGUAUGAGCAAGAGAUCUUCUUCGCAACCAGACGCGGGACUCGUGUUCUCAACAUGUCGGACUUUCGUGACUCUUCCCAAUCCAAUCAUUCAUGGGACUAUUCCUCGUUUGUUCGCACGUAUGCACUCUACCUCGACGAACGGCUUGAAUUUAGGAUGCAAAGCCGGCGGGGGAAUCGCAGUGCGUUCGGAUUUGAAGAGGAGGAAUUUGAGGAGGCCGGCCAGCAGGGUGGUUCAAGAGCCACUCCAGUGCAUGAGAUGAGGACGGAGCUUAUAUUUUCUAGGACACAGCAUUUGCAGCAGCUCCUCCAGCGCUUCUUAGCUUGUCAACCUACAGGUGCAGCAAAGAUUCACCGGGUUGUGAUGGUGGCUCUCUACCCUGUUGUGAAAGAGAGUUUUCAAAUAUAUUAUGACAUAACAGAAAUAAUGGGGAUCUUGAUCGACCGUUUCAUGGAGUUGGAGGUCCGCGAAUGCGUGAGGAUCUACGAGAUCUUCUGCCGCCUUGGCAAGCAGUUCGACGAGCUUGAAAUGUUUUAUGACUGGUGCAAGACUGUUGGGAUUGGACGUUGUUCUGAAUUCCCGGAGCUUGAUAAGAUUACUCCAAAGAAACUUGAGGUGAUGGACGAGUUCAUCCGGGACAAGUCGGCUUUGGCUCAAAGCAUAAAAGCAAAGUCUCUAGAAGAGAAAAAGGAGGAGGUUAAAGAGGCUGCAGAACAAAGGGAAAACGAAAUGAACGAGAUCAAGGCUCUACCCCCACCAGAGGUUUUCAAUGAUGCCCAAUUCGAGGAAGUGAAAAAGGAAGAAACGAAGGAACAAAAAGAAGUCAAAGUUACACAACACGAGGGUGAUUUAUUGAAUUUAGGAGACGAUGCAAUCACAAGCCACGAACAUGCAGAUAAACUAGCCUUAGCCUUGUUUGAUGGCUAUGAACCGCCGGCAACAAAUGACACUCCAGCUCUUGCGUGGGAGGCCUUCAAUGAUGAGACCUCAGACUGGGAGACAGCUUUGGUUCAAUCGGGGAGCAAUCUGUCAAGUCAGAAAACGACACUUGCUGGCGGUUUUGACAUGUUGUUGCUCGAUGGUAUGUACAAACAGUCUGCCACAACGGCAGCAAUGGCGGGUCCGGGUUAUGGGUCCAGUGGGAGUGCGAGUAGCAUCGCACUUGGGUCAGCCGGAAGGCCAGCAAUGCUGGCAUUGCCAGCACCGCCAGUAUCAGAGGGUGGUUCAAAUUCUAUGACGACUUCAGACCCAUUUGCAGCUUCACUGACAGUGCCACCACCGGCGUAUGUGCAAAUGUCGGAGAUGGAGAGGAAGCAGAAGCUGUUGGUGGAAGAGCAGUUAAUGUGGCAGCAGUAUGCAAGGGAUGGGAUGCAAGGACAGCUUGGAAUGGCAAAGAUGCAGCACCAGUACAAUCCUUACAACCUGGGAGGUUACACACCCAGCUACUGAAGCUUUUGUGUUUGAUCCAUUUUUUGUCCUUAAUCUUGUCUUCUUUGUUGAGGUUAAGAGCAUAUUACUGUUUAUUAGAGUGGUUCGACUAGCAGCAAAAGUUACAGAAUGGCAUAAAUCUUUAAGGCCACCGAAGUUACACUUGAGGUGGGGGCCAUCGUCUGAUCACUUCCAUUUGGGUGGACUGAUUCAUUAUUCAUCAUAACUAAAUCAGCAUUGCCAUUAACUUUGAAGGUGAGUGAA
This is a messenger RNA of Carya illinoinensis, 2464 nucleotides long. RefSeq names its product putative clathrin assembly protein At1g03050. The record is from RefSeq and is a predicted model, not a curated record. The coding region runs from base 464 to 2221 and encodes 585 amino acids. Gene Ontology annotation, biological process: clathrin coat assembly; clathrin-dependent endocytosis; vesicle budding from membrane. The transcript has 3 exons. Gene Ontology annotation, cellular component: clathrin-coated vesicle; clathrin-coated pit. Gene Ontology annotation, molecular function: SNARE binding; phosphatidylinositol-4,5-bisphosphate binding; 1-phosphatidylinositol binding. NCBI's taxonomy places the organism in Eukaryota, Viridiplantae, Streptophyta, Magnoliopsida, Fagales, Juglandaceae.